GGGUGGCGGUUCCCGGCGCAUUUGAGAAUCUCCGCCGCUCGGCAGAACCUGGAGAUCCCUUUUAUCGGGAGCUUCUCGAGGCGGACCGAGAGGCAACGAAUAGACCUAGUUGGCCCGUGUAGAACGAAGGAACUUCUAGUGGUGGCUGGCAGAUACCUUUAAAGCUUUCAAAGACAAGAUGAAUACAGAUGCCAAGGGGGUUUUAUCCCUAGACUUGCCAGCUCCAAAGGUAAAAGAAGAACUUAGCAAGAAAGUAGAGGUUGCAGGUCACCUCCAAAUGCAGGACCCCAUACUGAAAUGCAGUUACCCACUGGCCAGGGAAAUCUUCCGGAGGCGCUUUCGGCAACUGUGCUAUCAGGAGACCCCCGGACCAAGGGAAGCACUUGCCCAGCUCCGGGAGCACUGCUACCAGUGGCUGAAGCCACAUGUGAGCACAAAGGAACAGAUUUUGGAUCUGCUGGUGCUGGAGCAAUUCCUGUCCAUCUUGCCCAAGGAACUGCAGGGCUGGCUGCGGGAACACUGUCCAGAGAGUGGGGAAGAGGCCGUGGUUCUGCUGGAAGACCUGGAAAGAGAACUUGAUGAGCCACACCAGGAGAUGGUAACCCACAGACAUGGACAAGUAAUUUUCUGUAAAGAUACAGUGGCUGUGGGAGAACAGAAAUUCUUAAACCUUCAGUUCCAGCCUAAGGAGCCCCAGCUCUCACAUGACCCUGCCUGGGAACCCCAUCCCACUCGCAAGACAGAUGGAAUGACCAAGACUGAGGACAGAGAAUCAGUGCUAAGGAAGGAAUGUCCUAAAGGAGUUGAGCCACAUGGGAAAACAUGGUCUGGACAGAGCUGGGUGCUGCUACACCAGGAUCCCCAAUGUGGAGAAGCUGGUCAUGGGGAGAUGCACUGGAAAACCCCCCAAACAACAGAGGGAUCCCACAAAUGUGAGGAAUGCGGAAAGAGCUUUGCUCAGAGCUCAGCUCUCACUCAACAUCAAAGAAUUCACACUGGAGAAAGACCUUAUGAAUGUAACGAGUGUGGGAAAACCUUCAGCCGGAGUUCUGGGCUGUUUAAUCACCGCGGCAUCCACAAUAUACAGAAACGGUACCAUUGUCAAGAGUGUGGGAAGGCCUUUAGCCAGAGUGCGGGGCUGAUUCAGCACCAAAGAACACACAAAGGAGAAAAGCCCUAUGGGUGCAACCAGUGUGAGAAGAGCUAUGGUCGGCGAUCAUUUCUCAUUGAGCACCAGAGAAGCCACACAGGAGAACGGCCUCAUCAGUGUCCCGAGUGUGGGAAAAGCUUUAACCGCCACUGCAACCUCAUCCGCCACCAGAAGAUCCACACAGUGACCAACCUGGUCUGAUCCUCACUGUGUGCAAGCCUUCUCGGUCACCUGCUGGAGUGUGUGGGAUGUGGGGCCAGAGAGAUAGUAUAAAGGAUAUGACGCUUGCAUACCAUAUGGUUCAAUCCUAGUUUCAAUCACCAGCAUCCCAUAUAGUUCCCUGAGUCUUUGAGGAGUGAUCUUUAAGCACAGAGCGAGGAGUUAGCCCUGAGUACUGCUGAGUAUUGCCCAAAACAACAGAAACCUAAGAUCAGGGUGCCGUGAAAGUUGAUUUCUGGUUGUGCAUGGAUUAAUUGAAUUAAUCCAGUAGCAGAAAAUUAGGUAUGGUCCCCCACCCAAGGUGGGGGGAAAGCAGAAUGAAUGGGAUCAUGUCAGACUAGUUGUUGUCUUUCUGUGUUUGGGAACAAACAUCCUAAAGGAAGAUUUAGCAUUUUUAAGCUGCUACUUUACCUUUGCCUCCUCCACCCCUAUUGUGUUAUACCAUCCUCGUUCUUACUAUUUAUU
This is a messenger RNA of Sorex fumeus (smoky shrew), 1834 nucleotides long. Its product is annotated as zinc finger and SCAN domain-containing protein 9-like. NCBI's taxonomy places the organism in Eukaryota, Metazoa, Chordata, Mammalia, Eulipotyphla, Soricidae. The record is from RefSeq and is a predicted model, not a curated record. Gene Ontology annotation, molecular function: DNA-binding transcription factor activity, RNA polymerase II-specific; RNA polymerase II cis-regulatory region sequence-specific DNA binding. Bases 179 to 1351 code for a protein of 390 amino acids. Gene Ontology annotation, biological process: regulation of transcription by RNA polymerase II. The transcript is spliced from 4 exons.